Messenger RNA from Cucumis melo (muskmelon), 5401 nucleotides. RefSeq lists its product as uncharacterized. NCBI's taxonomy places the organism in Eukaryota, Viridiplantae, Streptophyta, Magnoliopsida, Cucurbitales, Cucurbitaceae. The record is from RefSeq and is a predicted model, not a curated record. Bases 190 to 4575 code for a protein of 1461 amino acids. The transcript is spliced from 7 exons.
CCUCUUUUGAGAUCUUACUCUUUUUUAAAACAUUCACUUACUCUUACCUUUUCCCACUUUGUAUCCCUUUCCUACUUUUCCCUCUCUUCUUUCUCACCUUCUUUUCUUUCUCCUUUUCUCUUCAUGUUUCUCAAUUUCGUUUAAUCAGCAAUCUUCCUUUCGGAGUUUUUGCUUCUUUCAUUCUAAACGAUGCCUGACAUGGAUGUGCUCCCCGACAACGAGAAGUGUGCCUUGGAUAUGAGUACCUACGAGAAUUUGUCUAAUGUUUGCAAUGCACCUCCUCUUCACUCUGCUACUCCCAUUCCCAAGGAUGAUACCGAUGGUUCUUACGUUUUCGUUACCUCCAUCGAUGCUGCUACUAACCAUGAUCACGCUGCUUCGGAUCUUAAUGCCCAACCAAUGUGUUCUCAUAACGUUGAUGCCCAGAUUCAGGUUCACAAUCCUGAUGAAUUGAAGGAUUCCCAAUUCGACUUUUCUGAGCAUAUCAAAGAGAGUGACGAAAUUCAGGAUGAGAUCAGUCUGGCGGAUGUCCUUCAUUCUUCUGACGCCAAGGUGGAUGAACCGGAACCUGGACUCCCUUCUCAAACCGUGGAACAAACUCGAAUCUUGGAGAACCAGACUAUCGAGAAAUCGUUUGAUGCGGAGACAAAUUCUGGCCAAAUCCAUGGGGUACACUCUCCUCAAGAAGUUGAAGACAAUCAGAUUCAGGAGGAAAAUCAAAGAAUUUCUACCUCUGGAUCUUCUAACACCGAUGAUCGUAGUGGACAAAUCGAGGUGGAGUCGUCCGAAAUGGCGGAAGAUAUUCAAAUUCAUGAGGAUAAUGGAAUUGUGGAAAUCAUAAAGUCUUCUGGCACCGAGACAAAUCUUGUGGUAAACAUUGAGGCGGAGUCUUCUUCGAAGGCAGACGGCAUCCAGAUUCUCAAGGAUAAUGGAACUGUUGCCAUCAAGUUUUCCGAUACUGAGUCGAACCCUGGGGAAGAGAUUGACGUGUCUUCUCCGAAGGCACAGGACAUUCAGAAUCACGAGGAAAAUGGCAUAAUGAAAGCCUUCGAUUUAUCUGAUGCCGAGGCAAAUCCUAGGUCAGAUAUUGAGGUGGAGUCUUCACGAGAGGUGGAAGACAUUGAGCUUCAGGGGCAAAAUGAAGUAGUGGAUACCAUAAAAUCUUCUACUACUAUGAAAAAUCGUGGGCAAGAAGGUGAAGUAAUUCCCGCGUGUAAUGAAAGAGUGGCUAUCAUUGAAUUGUCCAAUGCCAUACAUGACAGCAGUGAAGAAGCUGAGAUGGAACCUUUUGAGAGAGACGAAGGCAUUCAAGAGCCAGAAGAUGCAGAUGUGGAGGCUGCUGACUGCCGUUGUGUUACUGGCAAAGAGAAGGUUGAUGGGAUGGUAAAUAAAGCUGUGAUAAGCGACCCUGUCGGAGGAAUAGAAGAAUCUCAAAUUAUAACUGACCCUGUAGGAGGAAUAGAAGAAUCUCAAAUUAUAACUAUGGAUGCUGCUAAAUCUGACCUAGAUCAUUCUGAUGACUCAAUGGAAAAUGUUAAGGAGGAAUGUACAUCAGGGGCUGCCUUGAAUGACGAGAACUCUGAGAUAACUCAAUUUACAAUUUGCCAGGAUGGUGAACAUUUGGAAGACAUAAAUUUGCCAGAAGAAAACAAAGCGGAGGUGGAGCAGCAUUUGGAAGCAACUCCUAGUCCACUAGUCAGUUCAGAAGACAUAAAUGGUUCUAUCUCAAUUAGCUCGGAAGAUGACUUGCCAACUAGUAUGGAUCAAGAUGACCCCAUGGGAACUAUUGAUGACAAAGAUACUGUAGCCAACAGGACCAGCUUCCAUGGCCACACUGAAUCCUCGCCUGGCUCUGUAGAGUGUGAUAUUGCUACUGUUGAAACUCAUGAAUUAUCUCCUACGGUGCUUAUUAGUGAUCCAAUAGUAGAGAUUACUGUAAAUGAACAAGAGGUGAAUCACGUGUUGGAACUAGAAGAGAACUCAGAAAUGGUUUCUCAUCCUAAAGUGGACAAAUGUGUCAAGGUUGAAGUUUUGGAAGCUAUGGUUUCUGGAAAUGGAGAUGAUAUGCCCACUGCACUCGGCAAAUCUAAAAUUUAUUGUGGCGAUGGCUCUGUUGCUGGCAGUCAAUUGGUCGCUGAGGGCAUUGGAACAUUGGGAAGCAUUGAUACAGCAGUAUCUGCUGUUGUGAUAGGAAAUACUUCAAUUGAAAUAAGGGAACCUGCCUCUGCUAAUUGUCCUAAUGGUCCAUUAGUGAGAUCCGAUCUUGAUGUUGAGGAUUGUACAAUUUCUGAAAUUGGGGCUUCUGCGAGUGAUGUUGUCCAACCGGAUAAAGAAGUCAGUGAAAGUCAUGAGGUUGGUUUUCUUGGUAACUCCAAUUUUGAUACUAAGUGUGAGGAUGAUCACGUGGAAAAAGAUCACCUAGCACCUUUCCAUUGUAACGAUUGUACUUCAAUUGAAUGUGACGAGAAAGGUUCCACUGUUCCUGAAGUUCCUGAUGGCGUCAAUAAAUCUUCUGCAAUUCAAUCAAGUUCUGCUGUUGCAACAGACACAGAAUUGCAUGAUUACAAAAGCAGCUCAAGUCCAACUGCUAAUGAGAAACCGGAAGAUGACAUCAAGAUUCCAUCCUCCAUAGGAAGUGAUAGCAGAAAUGUACUCGGCAAUGAUUGCAGUGUGUCAAAAACUGAAAUUCUCAAGGAUUCUAUAGUAAACAAAGAAGAGAAUCUGCACUUAAUGUCCGAUGUUGUCUCUGAAACUGAUGGUAAACCAACAACGGAAGAAAUUGAGGUCAAUCAUGAGGGUUGCCAGAAUGAACCGUCAUCUAUUUCUCCGGAAGGUUGUGGUGAAACUUUAACGGGUCAAAAUGUAGGGGCUGAGGCAGGAACAAGGCCGUUUAACUUUUUGGUUAAGGUACCUCGAUUUGAUGACAAAAAUAUAAGAGAGCAGAUUAAGUGUGCUCAGACAGAAGUUGAUGGGAAGACCAAGGAUCGAGAUGCUAUUCGGGUUCAAAUACAGACAAUGAGGGCUGCGUGGAAAGUGUUGAGUGAUAAUCUUGAAGCAGCUGUGACGGAAGGAAGAGCUGCAAGAGACUUGCUGAAGUCAAAAAGAUUGGAGAUAGACUCUGUUCAAUCAGUGAUAACAAAAGUGAAGAAUGCUAUGUCUGUUGAGGACAUCGAUGGCAGGAUACGCAACAUUGAACAUAUGAUUGAGCAUGAAACACUGCCACUGAAGGAGGAAAAGCAAUUGAUUCGUGAAAUCAAGCAAUUGAAGCAGGUCCGGGAACAGCUUUCAUCAACUAUGGGUAAGCAGGAUGAGCUUCAACAGGCACUGGACCAGAAAGAGCAUAUUGAAGAGCGCCUUAAGCUAUUAAGAAAGGAGAUGGAUUUACUGAGAGACAAUGUUCUGAAAGCCGAAUCAGUUAUAAGGGCUGCCAAGAAGAAAUAUAAUGACGAAAGCAUAAAGCUGGAUGAAUUGCAAUCCCAGUUUAAAGCAGCAGAUAAGAUUCGCCAAGAGGCAUAUGCUAAUUUACAGAGUUUGAGGAAGCAAUUAUAUGAGAAGAACAAAUACUGCUGGAAGUAUCGGGAUGAUGCAAAGGAAGCCAAUGAAAUAGCAUCAAGUCGAGACAUAGAGAGACUGCAAAAUUUUUGCGUUAAUCAGGUGGAGCGCAUGAUGGAACUGUGGAACACAAAUGCUGAGUUCAGGGAAGAAUAUAUUAAGAGUAACAUGAGGAGUACCGUGAGGCGACUAAAGACGUUGGAUGGCCGUUCCCUGGGUCCCAAUGAAGAGCCGCAUGUACUGAAUCUUAUUGUCAAGGAGGGGUCAGCAAGGGACAAUUCUCUUUCAACAGUUUCAACAACCGAGGAAUCUGAAAAACCGAUGUCUGCUUAUGAUUCGAGAGAUAACAAACCAGAGACCAAAGUAGCCGAAGCGAAGAACCAAAUGACAAAAAAGACGAAGCCUAUAACAGUUGUGGGCUUAGUGAAUGCCCCUAGAAAUAUCUCUAGGGAAAAUGAGGUAGAAGAACCACCUCGACUGGAGGAGAUUAAGCGAACAAGAGAAGAAGAGGAGCUGGCAGCGAAAGUAGAAGAGUUGAGAAAGGAAGAGGAAGCAAUGAAGUUGAAGGAGCAACGUAAGUUGGAAGAGAGGGCAAAAGCCAAAGAGGCGUUGGAGAGGAAAAAAAGAAAUGCUGAGAAAGCCCAGGCCAGGGCAGUAAUCAAAGCACGAAAAGAGGCAGAAGAGAGAGAAAAGCUAAGGGAGAAGAGAGCAAAAAAGAAGGAAAGGAAGAUGGCAGCUGAGACAGAAGCUGGUAAUGGUUGGGAUGAAAGGGAUUCUGCUUUAGUCACGGAGACCCCUUCAGAAGCUCAGAAGGAAGAGUCUGAAAACACAGGUAAACUGGGGAUGGCAGCGAAGAGGCCUCAAAAAGCUUUGCAGUACACAAAACAGAGCAAGGCAAAGUCAAUUCCUCCGCCACUUCGCAUUCGGGGUAAGAAAAGGAUGCAACCAUGGAUGUGGGUUCUUCUGACAACCAUGGUUGUUUUUGCGCUGUUCUUCGUCGGACAACAACGGCUUCUCUACUAGAUCAUCUUGGUUCGAUUUUAAAAGUUAGAAUGCAAUUCAAUUUUAUAUAGUUAUAGAGUGAUACACAAAUUAGUUGGUAAGGGAAAAGAGAUAGACGUUUGGUUUGGGACAUUCCCAUAGAAUAUAUAGAUAAUAGUAGGCUAAUUCUUUGGUUCCUUUCUCAGGAUUCAUCUCCUCCAACUUACAAGUUGAUGAAGUUGUUCACUUAAAUUAGGAAAAAGAAAGAAAAAAAAAGAAAAAAAAGGAGGCUGGAGGGUUUUCCCAUCAUUAAGGCGCAAUGAAAUUUUAUUAUUUAUUAUUUUAUUAUUAUUUUUGUUGAUGUGUAGAAAUGAAAGAGUGGGUGGGAGGGGAGUUAUUGGUUUUGUUAAAUUCAGUAUUGUGAUUAGGAGUUAGGAGAGUGAUUAAUUAGGGUGGGGAGUGCAUAUUGGUGUUAGAAAGAAAAGAGAGUGAAAUUCCAUUCCAAGUGGGAGAGUAGAAUAGAAUAGAAGCAGAUGUUGAGGAUGAGUAAGUAGUAAUAGAGUAUAGUAGAGGAUGGCGGGGGUGGGGGCAUUACAUAAAUAUAAAAUAUGCCGUUGGUGAGUCCGUACAAGGGCCCCCCACUGAAAUUGUAGCUAUCAGGAACAAGAAUCAUGGUGCCCCCACCGCCUUCUGUGCCAUCACCUGUCUUCUGUACGACGACGUUUAUUGGUGCCCCUACAAAUGCCCUAUUCCCCUAAUGGAUCUCACUGUUACCACAAACUAUGGUCAACGCUCUGAUUAUAUAUCCACCCCUCCCUUUUCAUCCUCUAUAUAACUUUAUUAUUAUUCAUUGAUUAUUCCUCUUAAA